GACAAUCCUGUGACGUAAUAUUACAUUUCAACCAAUAAAAGCCGAGAAGCCACGUGACUACCAGCCAUUCUCUUGAACGAGCACGCCAUCUUCAAGGGACAAUGUAUUCCACGUUCUUAAAUUCGGCAAAAAAUGGCCAGUUUGUGAAUCCAUUUCGGGCAACUUGUGAAGCCGGCAAAAAUGAAGAUGGAUCUGUCAAACUUGACGGACUUGAGAUAAAUCCAGCAAGAAGAAUCAAAGCAGCAGCUGUUGCAGAUGAAACCAGCUGUGAAUUUGGUUCUACGAAAUAUUUUGCCCUGUGUGCAUUUGGUGGUGUUUUAAGUUGUGGUAUUACACAUACUGCCGUUGUACCCUUGGACUUGGUCAAAUGCCGUAUUCAAGUAGAUGCUGGCAAAUAUAAGAAUAUUGUAAAUGGAUUUAGAGUGACGCUAGCCGAAGAAGGGUUUAGGGCUCUCGGAAAAGGAUGGGCACCAACAUUUAUUGGUUAUUCCAUGCAAGGCUUGUGUAAAUUUGGGUUUUAUGAAGUUUUUAAGGAUGUCUAUUCUAAAAUGUUAGGAGAGGAAAAUACUUUCUUAUGGAGAACAUCAUUAUAUUUAGCGGCCAGUGCCUCAGCCGAGUUCUUCGCUGAUAUUGCACUAUGUCCCAUGGAGGCUAUCAAAGUACGAAUCCAAACACAACCAGGCUGGAGUAACACAUUACGAGAAGGUUUCCCUAGAAUUUUACAAGAAGAGGGCAUGACUGGUUUCUACAAAGGUUUAGUGCCACUAUGGUGCCGACAAAUCCCAUACACCAUGAUGAAGUUUGCUUGCUUUGAACGAACAGUAGAAGCUAUAUACAAAUUUGUGGUACCCAAACCCCGAUCUGACUGCACCAAAGGGGAACAACUGGUGGUGACAUUCGCAGCUGGUUAUAUUGCUGGUGUUUUCUGUGCCAUCGUUUCCCAUCCUGCUGAUACUAUUGUAUCCAAAUUAAACCAAGACAAGGGCAGUAACUUUAUGGAUAUCGCUAAAAGAUUAGGCUUUAUGGGUAUGUGGAAGGGAUUAAUGCCCAGAAUUAUCAUGAUUGGUACCUUAACAGCUCUUCAAUGGUUUAUCUAUGAUAGUGUCAAAGUCUUCUUUAGAUUGCCAAGACCCCCACCACCAGAGAUGCCAGAAUCGCUCAAAAAGAAACUAGGCAUCACUCAAUAAUGAGGAUAGUAAUUAGCUAAUUAAUCAACAUGUUAACGAGGUGAUCUGAACUCUUGAUGUGUGAAGAUGAUGAUAUUUUGUGAACAUUUUAUAAUAGAUUCCGUUAAAAACUGUUAAAAUUUGUCGUUACUGAAAUUUAUAUUUAUUUGGAGGAGAGUCCACUCUAAGCCACAUUAACUUUGUUUUCGAGUACAUCUCUGGAAAUAUUAGUUACCUUCAAACUUCCUGGGGGAAAGGAUUUGAGCAGAUCUAAUAAAUUUAAUUUUUGGAUGGAUAUUUUUGUUUGCUUUUAUAACAGAAAAUGUCCUUGUUCUGCUCUAAAUGAAUUUGUUGCUAUCUGUGGAUGUUGUUUUUUGGUUAUGUUACUGACUUUUGGGAACCAAUGCCAUCUAAAACUAAUGCUUCAACCACAUUUAUCAAAAGGCUAUGGGUGGAAUACUAAUCAGUAUUAUGGGGGGAAAAAGGAAAAAUGCAGUUUUAAGUUUGAUUCCUUUCAUUUCAAUAUUUUAAGGAGAUGCCAAGCCUGAUAGCAGAUAUUCAAUUGAAUUUCCCUAAUUGCACACUGAUGGACCAUACUCUAUAGCAUGAGAACUUGUCAUUUCUUUAAAAGCUGAACUAAAUUGUAUGUGGUUUGGCAUUACCCUAUGGCCAAUAUGUUACGUUAAGAUAUUAAGACAGUUCCAAGCUGGUUAAAAAUUGUUAUAUAUUUAUUGAUAUUUGAAAGUCGAUAGAAGAGUGAAAAUAAACUCAGAACAUUUUGACAAG
Messenger RNA from Lottia gigantea (owl limpet), 1952 nucleotides. RefSeq lists its product as hypothetical. Gene Ontology annotation, cellular component: mitochondrial inner membrane. Bases 102 to 1187 code for a protein of 361 amino acids. The record is from RefSeq and is a predicted model, not a curated record. Gene Ontology annotation, molecular function: phosphate transmembrane transporter activity. NCBI's taxonomy places the organism in Eukaryota, Metazoa, Mollusca, Gastropoda, Lottiidae. Gene Ontology annotation, biological process: mitochondrial phosphate ion transmembrane transport. The transcript has 7 exons.